This is a messenger RNA of Myotis brandtii (Brandt's bat), 2289 nucleotides long. It is a transcript of the gene RABEP2, whose product is annotated as rabaptin, RAB GTPase binding effector protein 2. Bases 199 to 1800 code for a protein of 533 amino acids. The transcript is spliced from 13 exons. Gene Ontology annotation, biological process: endocytosis. Lineage: Eukaryota; Metazoa; Chordata; Mammalia; Chiroptera; Vespertilionidae. Gene Ontology annotation, cellular component: intracellular membrane-bounded organelle. Gene Ontology annotation, molecular function: GTPase activator activity; growth factor activity. The record is from RefSeq and is a predicted model, not a curated record.
GCAGUAUUACUAGGUCGCUGGACUUUGGGGUUCGGUGGCCCGGGUUAUUGGGGAUCCCGGAGUGAUGGGAAGAGAGGCUGAUUCUUGUUCCCCACAGUGCUUGAUCCCCAGCCCCAGGAGGGCGCAAAGGCUGAGGCAGAGGCUGAGUCAGGGGAACUCUGCCGACUUCGCGCUGAGCUGGCAGGCGCCCUGGCGGAAAUGGAGACCAUGAAGGCUGUGGCUGAGGUGAGCGAGAGCACGAAGGCGGAGGCUGUGGCCGCGGUGCAGCGGCAGUGCCAAGAGGAGGUUGCUUCCCUGCAGGCCAUCCUGAAAGACUCCAUCAGCAGCUACGAAGCCCAGAUCACUUCUCUGAAGCAGGAGCGGCAGCAGCAGCAGCAGGACUGCGAGGAGAAGGAGCGGGAGCUGGGCCGCCUGAAGCAGCUGCUGUCCCGCGCCCACCCCCUGGACUCCUUGGAGAAGCAGAUGGAGAAGGCCCAUGAGGACUCGGAGAAGCUGCGAGAGAUCGUGCUGCCCAUGGAGCAGGAGAUAGAGGAGCUGAAGGCAAAGUUGCUGAGAGCGGAGGAGCUGAUUCAAGAGAUCCAGAGACGUCCCCGGCACCCCCCUUCCCUGCAUGGCUCCACGGAGUUGCUGCCUCUCUCCCGGGACCUGUCUCCCCCGCUGGAGCCUCUCGAGGAGCUGAGCGGAGAUGGGGGUGCAGCGGCCGAGGCCUUCGCCCACAACUGUGAUGACAGCGCCUCCAUCUCCUCCUUCUCCCUCGGCGGCGGGCCCGGCAGCAGCACCUCCCUGCCCCGUGGCCGCCAGGGCCUGAGCCCCGAGCAGGAAGAGACAGCCUCUCUGGUGUCCACGGGCACCCUGGUCCCUGAGGGCAUCUACCUGCCCCCUCCUGGUUACCAGCUUGUCCCAGACACCCAGUGGGAGCAGCUGCAAAUGGAGGGGCGGCAGCUGCAAAAGGACCUGGAGAGCAUCAGCCGUGAGCGGGAUGAGCUGCAAGAGGGCCUGAGGCGAAGCAAUGAGGACUGUGCCAAGCAGAUGCAGGUGCUCCUGGCACAGGUCCAGAACUCAGAGCAGCUGCUGCAGACCCUGCAGGGGACCGUGAGCCAGGCUCAGGAGCGGGUUCAGCUGCAGAUGGCAGAGCUGGCCGCCUCCCACAAGGGCCUGAGCCACGAGGUGAAGCGGCUGACGGAGGAAAACCGAGGGCUCCGGGCCGAGCAGCCACCGUCUUCAGCCCCCCGGGUCCUGGAGCUGGAGGGCCAGGAGGAGUCAAUGCCCAGCUCCGUCCCGGAGCUGAAGCAGCUGGUGCUCCGCAUGGGGCAGGAGGCCAGGGCCCACCAGCGGGCCCGGGAGCACGAGGCCGAACGCCUUCGCAUUGAGAUCGUGACGCUGCGGGAGGCGCUGGAGGAAGAGACGGCGGCGAGGGCCAGCCUGGAGGGGCAGCUGAGGGGGCAGCGGGAGGAGACAGAGGUGUUAGAGGCCUCCUUGUGCAGUCUCAGGACAGAGAUGGAGCGGAUCCAUCAGGAACAGAGCAAGGCCAGGCGGCAGGAAGCCUCAAAGCAGCCACCAGGGCCAGGCCCCACAGAAGAGGCUCAGCUCACAGACCUCCUCUCAGAACAGAGGGCAAAGGUGCUGCGGCUGCAGGCCGAGCUGGAGACCAGCGAGCAGGUGCAGAGGGAUUUCGUGCGCCUGUCCCAGGCCCUGCAGGUGCGCCUGGAGCAGAUCCGCCAGGCGGAGAGUCUGGAGCAGGUGCGCAGCCUCUUGGACGAGGCGCCGCUCAGGGACAUCGGGGACGUCAAGGACAGCUGAGGGCCAGCCCCACCCCUCGGGGAGACUGCCUUCUCCACUGCAGAACCAGGAGGCCUACGCUUUGGGGCUCUCAGGAUGAGUCCUUCUCUCAGCCUGGGGGGAGGAGGCAGGGCCUCCUCCCGGGAGGGGCUGGGCCUUCUGCUCCCAAGGAUGACACUGGGUGAGGGUCCCAGCUCCCCCCUGAACCAAAGGUGCAGGCUCGGCCCUGCGGCUCUCUGGCUGCUAUGCUGCCUCCUGGGUCCCACCCUGGUGCCCCUGUCCCCCAACCGGACUGCCGGCCCCUCCCCUGCUCCCCUCCCUAAGCCCAGCCAGGCUGUGGGUGGGGGCGUGGAGCCUCCCUCCACAUGUGCGUCCUGGACAGACAGCUGCUUUCUGGGCUGCGUGACACUAAGAUGCUUGCCCCAGGGGCUGGACCAGGCCCAAGGUGCGCAUGGAGGCAAGGCCAGACUUUUCUGUCAUUUAUUUUCAAUAAAUAAGCAGCUCAGCUCA